This is a messenger RNA of Fonsecaea nubica, 1254 nucleotides long. RefSeq lists its product as hypothetical. The record is from RefSeq and is a predicted model, not a curated record. The transcript has 2 exons. Bases 1 to 1254 code for a protein of 417 amino acids. NCBI's taxonomy places the organism in Eukaryota, Fungi, Ascomycota, Eurotiomycetes, Chaetothyriales, Herpotrichiellaceae. Gene Ontology annotation, cellular component: mitochondrion.
AUGGCGACUCCACGCCUGCCAUUUCUAUACCCGAAUUUCCUGCGCGCUGUGCGUGCGUGCGAGCCUACCACGUACCAUUCAAUUCGUGCCCGCCCGUCAGCUGCGGCCAAACCACGCCGCAAGGCUAAACUCCAUACCUCUGCGCCGCGCCCGCAGGACGCUUUUCCGCAGAGAUACGGACCAGCUGCUUCCCAGAACCUGCCGCCUCCUUCAAGACCCUCGGAACCAGCGAAUCCUCAGCAAGAAGCCAGAGACAAGGAAAAGGCAAAGGACGAGUCGAAAGAGAGCAAAGAACAAUCUCAACCGGGUGCCACGAAAGAUGCGCCCACAGCAGAAGAAGUCGGGCAGGAUGAGCCUCAAGCUUCAAACGCAGACUAUAUUGACGAGGCAUCCAUGACCAAGAAAAGCCAGAAAAUCAAUGUGGAAGAUGACAAACCUUUGGACAACAAAGAGCUCGACCUGAUUCUCGCGGUGCCCUCUCCGUCAGAAGUCAAAGGCAAGGACGCACCCAAGCACCCACACCUCGAACCAUCUCCGUACGAGCAUCACUUCGACACCUACUCGCUCGUCCAACAAUUGGCGGCUAAGGACGCGUAUACCCUUGACCAGGCGAUAACGCUGAUGAAAGCCAUCCGGCUCAUGCUCUCGCUAAAUCUCGAUGUCGCCAAGGAAGGCCUUGUCUCCAAGUCUGACAUUGAGAACGAGUCCUACCUGUUCCGCGCCGCAUGCUCCGAGCUGAAAACCACCCUGCAAAGCACACGACAUUCCGAGACGCUGAAGCAGCGCAGCCAACGAGCACAGCUGCAGCACGAGUAUGACAUUUUGAAUCAAAAGGUGACGCAAGACCUGAUGACGCUCAAGGAGGAACUCAAGGGAUUGUUCAACGACCGCAAACUGGGCCUGCAGGAAGACAAGCGCAAGAUUGAUAGCAAAAUUUCGGAACUCAACUAUGAAAUCACAGUGCUGCUGAAUAGUGAAGCCAGGAGCGAGGUGGAGGGAUUGCGGUGGGUGUUGACCCGUCGCGCGGCGUUGGCGAUAGGGUUCUGUGCUUUCAUGAUCAUUUCAGCCCUGAACUACUCGUCCAUCAAGACGCGCGAGAGGGAGGAAGCGGAGAAGAAACGGAAGGCUGCGAAGAAGGCCGAAGAACAGCGCGAGCUGCAAUUUCAACGCGAGCAGGCCCAAUAUCCCACUCUGAGUCGGACGCAAGGGACGCAGACCGGGGAAAUGGCCGUCGCCACUGAGAGCCUCGGUUGA